AUGACUUCCAAGAUCAUCGUAAUCACAGGCGCAAAUACAGGGAUCGGGCUUGAGACUGUUAAGGCACUCUACCAAUCUGAUCAGCAUUAUCAUAUCCUGCUCGGCGGUCGCAGUCUUGAAAAAGCUCAGCAAGCAUGCAGAGAUGUUACAACCGAAGCCAUACAGAGUACGGUGGAGCCAUUCUUGGUUGACAUCGAGAGCGACGAAUCGAUCGAAGCAGCCUUCAACCAAAUUGCAGCAAAAUACGACCGAAUCGAUUGCCUGAUUAACAAUGCUGGCGCUUCCUUUGAUGCCUGCAUUGACCAUGGCAUCACAGCCCGUCAGGCAUGGAACAAGUCCUGGGAUGUGAAUGUCACGGGUGCACAUAUCAUGACGACCAAGUUUCUUCCGCUACUAGUGAAGUCUCAAGACCCCAGGUUGUUGUUCAUUACGAGUGGCCUUUCCUCUCUAGAGGCGGCUUCGGAUCCCGAGAAUCCGAAAAAUAUCAUUGCACCAGCUGGGCUACCUAAGGCUCUCCCAUUCUUUGGAUAUCGAUCAGCAAAAGCGGGCCUCAAUAUGCUGAUGGUGGAAUGGUCUAAGCUUUUGAGGAACGAUGGUGUGAAAGUUUGGGCGGUUGCUCCGGGCUUGCUGGCGACCUCCCUGGGGGGUAACACAGAGCUGUUGAAAAAGCUAGGAGCGCAAGAUCCUAAACUUGGGGGUGAGACUAUUCGUCGAGUUGUGGAAGGUAAGCGAGAUGGGGAUACUGGGAAGGUAGUGCGCGAUUAUUUAUCGCCAAUUCAGCCCUGGUGA
Molecule: messenger RNA, 789 nt
Organism: Penicillium vulpinum
Lineage: Eukaryota; Fungi; Ascomycota; Eurotiomycetes; Eurotiales; Aspergillaceae
Exons: 3
Coding region: 1-789 (262 amino acids)
Source: RefSeq, a predicted model, not a curated record